CCGGUAUCAAACAGAAGGUAAGGUGAUAGCUGUCAAUAUAUAACCCUAUAUACUCACCCUGGUUCAGUGUGCUUCGCUCUGUUUGAUGAGAUCCAUGAUUGGACCUAUAAAGUACUGCACUAGUUCACAGAGGGUGCUGCAUCGGUCGAGGAGUGACAACGGGUGGGUGCGGCUACGUACAUAGCCUAUCUGCUUUCCAAAGUGCUAAGCCUAGACCUGGAACUGGUGGACAGAUUCUUUUUAGUUGAGGACUGGAAACCCAUGGCAGCAAGAUGAGAGUUAUUUUGUCGUUCGCGAUUUGUUUGGCGGCAGGGAGCCUGUCCCUCGCUCAAGAUAGUGACUGUGGGGUCAAAUUCCUCCUCACAGCCCCCAAGAUAUUGUUGGCUGGCACAACAGAGAAGAUAUGCGUGGAUCUCCUGAACAGCUCUGCGGUCGAACUUGGCCUUACGCUCGAGACGGACAACUAUUUCUGGGGUCCCGGGGAUGCUCCUGAGCCAGAGGUGCUCGCUGAAGUGAUCUACAGCAUGGACUCUGAGAGGGAGUGCUUUGACCUUGAGGUUCCUAGCGUCAGCGAAGAGAGGCAGCGUUCCAAGCUGAUCCUAGAGGUCACAGACAUGUCGAACCCUGAGAGAACGUGUAACCGCUCCAAGAAUAUCAUGGUCUCAAAUGCUCAUUUACAAACCUUGAUUCAGACUGACAAACCAAUCUACAAGCCGGGCCAGCCAGUCAAAUUCAGGAUGAUGUCUGUAGAUAAGGAAUUCAAGCCAUGCAAUGCAACAGUGGCCCUGAUCUACAUCGAGACACCCAAUGGUAUCAGGCUAGCCCAGUGGGAGGACAUUGAACCCAACAGGGGUUUGGUUGACCUGGAGUUCCCUAUGACCUCUGAACCCCUUCUUGGUGAUUGGACGAUCAAGGCAGACUUUGGAGACAGGAGGGCGGAGACGACCUUCAGAGUGGAGGAGUACGUUCUACCCAAGUUUGAGAUCACGGUUGAGUCAACACCCUCUUACUUCUUACUCACUGACACUUCCGCCACCGUCAAAAUCUGUGCUAGAUACACCUAUGGACAACCCGUACAAGGAACCAUGGCGAUAGAAGCAACGAUCACUAGCUACAGAAACAACAGACCAACCUCAUAUUAUGAAGGGGAGACCGAUAGCGAUGGAUGUUACUCUCUUGAUCUAGACCUGACCAUGUUUGAGUUGAGAUCGCAAAGUUACUCCACCUGGAACGCCUAUCUCAAGAUCGAUGCUGACAUCACAGACUCAGUGACAGGGGAAUCAUUGAGUCACUCUGCUGAGGUUGGUAAGGUCAGUCAGGAUGCGUUGUCCAUCGCUAUAAGCACGUCGUCAACAUUCAAACCAGGAGUACCAUUCUACGGCACUAUUCACGUGAACCACCCUGAUCAGACUCCUGCCGGGGAUGAGUUCAUCAUUCUCAAGGUGCAAGCUAAGGAGACUGGAAGCUAUCGCUACAAACCAAUCUUUACCCAGAAUUAUACCAGCCCUGCCGAUGGAGUUAUUGAUUUCACCAUCCCUGAUAUCAAUUUCAACACCACAGAUUUGAGUAUCAAUGCCGAGGCACCUGGGUUUAAGGACCUGGACACUGCCAACUAUACCCAGUACCGUAUUUACAACCCAUUUGGCUCAGCGUACGUCAGAGCACAGUACUCACCUAGCGGCAGCUUCGUUCAGAUUGAGCCAAUCUAUGGAACGCUUGCUCCGGGUUCAACCCAGAAUCUCAACAUUUUCCUGACCAGCGACACGGCCGAUGCAGAAGAAACAAAGUUUGAGUUUGUGUUCAUGUCUCUUGGUGACUUCAUAGACGUCCCUGUGUCAGCACCAUUGUCCAGGAGGAGGAGACAAGCAUGGAAUGGAGAUGAGGAACAAAAUGGUACUGAAUGUGAAGGUGACCUUGUGUUCAACAGCUGCUCCACCGCCUGUCCAUUAAUCUGUUUCCAGAACGUGAGUGAGUUCUGCACCUUCCAGUGCAUCAUCGGCUGCGUGUGCCCGGAAGGACUCUUCAGAGACACCAUCAACGGCACCUCUUGCAUGACGUCUGAUAACUGCACAAAAGUGGAGAUCGUGGAGGAGGAGGAAGGCGAGUUGGAUAUUAUCGAAAUUUAUCCGCCCAUUUACCCCAUUUACCCGCCAAUAUACCUCCCUGACCCUGAUCCAGUAGACAUCGCUGAACCAGGUCAGCUGUAUUCAGUCCAGAGGUCGUUUGAGGUCACGGCAGACAUGAGUCCAGGUGCAAGCCUUCUGGUCUACUACAUCCGUGAGGAUGGGGAGGUCGUAGCGGAUAGCAUCACUUUUUCGGUCGAAGAGACUUUCGCCAACGAGGUGACAUUGGGUUUUGCUGACUCCCAAGUGAAGCCUAACGGUGAGACCACCCUUGAUGUGACGGCUGACCCUGACUCACUCUGCGGUGUGGGUGUGGUUGACAAGAGUGUCUACGUGUUGGGAGGAGACAAUGUACUCACCAAGGAUGCGCUGUUUGAUUCUGUGCGGGCAUAUCAGUUAGACAGGUACGGAGGCUUCUUUGACUCCAGCUCCAAGUGUUCAGGCAGCAGCUCUCCCUACAGGUAUAGGAGGAGGAAGAGGACCAGUGUGCCCUGGUAUGGAGGCUCCUCUUCAAACUUUGUGGACUCGUCUACAGCUUUCAAGAAUAUUGGUCUAGUCUACCUCACCAGCCUGGACGUUGAAACUAAACCGUGCCCAACGUACAAACCUUAUCCUAUAGCGUAUAACCGCCAGAACGGGCUACCUGGAAGAGAAGGACCAGUGGCCAUUCCCUUUGUUGUUGAGGAUAGGGUGGAUGAUAACGUUGUUUUAGAAGGGGAGUCUGUUGAAAAGGCAGGAUCAGGAGCUCAGAUACGAAGCUACUUCCCGGAGACGUUCCUGUGGGACUUGGUCACAACAGAUGAUUCUGGAUCAGCGUCGAUCGAUAUACAAGCCCCUCACACCAUCACCGACUGGAUCGCAAACGCUUUCUGUCUCUCCCCGGAGAACGGUCUGGGCGUUGCUCCCGCGACCUCUCUGACGACCUUCCAGCCUUUCUUCCUCUCUUUCUCUCUGCCUUACUCCGUCAUCAGAGGAGAAAACGUUCCCAUCAAAAUAAGCGUCUUCAACUACUUAGAUGCCUGUCUAGUGGUGAGAGUUACCCUGUCCAAGACUGAAAACUUUACGCUGCUCUCAGAGUCUGAUUCUCAGGAUGUCUGCGUCUGUGGGGGACAAGCAGAUUCGGUGGAGUUCCGUAUCGUUCCUUUAGCCCUCGGUCAAAUCCCGCUCCAAGUGAAUGGUGUAUCUGUUCUUGACUCGGACACUCUGUGUGGGAAUGAAAUCAUCAGUGAUCAGACCGGAGCGGAGGACACGGUCAGGAGAGAUCUCCUUGUCAAGGCUGAAGGUGUGCCUGAAGAUUUCUCCUGGAGUUCAUAUUUCUGUUUAGCUGAUCACCCGUUCGGGAUUUACCACGACCGUGCAACGUUGCCUCCAAGUCUCUGGAGUAAUGUAAACCUGGUUCCUGACUCUACCAAAGGAAAAAUAAUAAUCACAGAUGAUAUGCUUGGCCCAAGUUUGGAGAACCUUGAGCAUUUGAUUCGCCUACCUACCGGCUGUGGAGAGCAGAACAUGCUUGGCUUCGUACCCAACAUCGUAGCCCUAGAGUACCUCAGCGCAACCAAUCAGCUGACGGAUAAACUGGAGGAGAAGAUCAAAGGCAACAUGAGGGUGGGCUACCAACGAGAACUCAACUAUCGCCAUAGCGAUGGCUCCUUCUCUGCAUUUGGAGAAAGUGAUGAAUCAGGUAACACAUGGCUUACAGCCUUUGUAGUGAGAUCUCUAGUGCAGUCUAGUGAUUUAAUCUACGUGGACAGGGCUGAUCUCAAUAUAAGCAUUGCCUGGCUGAAGAGUCUUCAGAACCCUGACACCGGUUGCAUCCGAUCUGUGGGUUACCUAGGAUACAAGGCUAUGAUGGGUGGUGUCAGUGGUGAAUCCAUGUUGACUGCCUAUGUGGUAGUGACCUUCCUUGAGGCCGGCCUUCCCCGUGAGGAUGAAGGUGUAGUAAGGGGUUUAGAGUGUGUCAUAGCUGACUUGGAGUCAGUUGAUGAUACCUACGCUCUGGCUCAAAUUGCUUAUGCCUUAGCGCUGGCGGACAGGACAUCAGAAUUUGACCAAGUCAUGAAUAAACUCAAAGGACGAGCAGUAACAGAAGGUGAUUUAAGCUACUGGAACAGCAAUCGUCCAGUGUCUCCUGGACGAUCGUACGGCUCAGUUUCUUCCAGUUCCAUCAACAUCGAGAUCAACUCAUACAUGGUUCUGACACAGUUCUUGCGUCUCCCAGAAGCGGAAGCCCGCCAGAAUACAGCAGUUACCAUCAGAUGGUUGAUCAAGAACAGAGGGGCUCAGGGAGGAUUCGGUUCAACGCAGGACACCGUGAUGGGUUUGACCGCUCUUGCUAAGUUUGCAGCCAACAGUGCUGAAAAUACGGUCUUGUACGUCGAAGCCAAGCCUGUGAGUGCAACGGGAGAAUUCAUCACUAGACGCUUCUAUCUCAAUGAAAACACGAGGAGGCUACAAAUAGAGCAUCACUUUGAUGGGAUGUUAAGAGUCGUGAACUUCAGGGGCAAAGGAGAAGGAUGUGCCUUGAUCCAGAUUGCAAUUAAUUACAACGUCAAGCCAAGCGAGCCCAGUCAGCCGUCGUUCACACUCAAGACAGCAGUAGACCCGCUCAGGAGCAAGAAAGGGGUCUGCAAUGACUACAGGCUCACAACCAGUACCAGUUAUAACGAUGGAUUGGACGAGGAAUCAAACAUGGCACUAGUGACAGUCGUUCCUCCGUCAGGAUUUUACCCGAUCAAGUCUUCUCUUGAAUCACUGAAGGAUAGAUCUCCAGCGGUCAAGAGGUUUGAAAUCGAUGGCGAAAAGAUCAACUUUUAUUUUGACACUCUUGACAAUGAAGUCCAGGUGUUCAGCUUUGAUGUGACCAAGGAGUUUAAUGUGGAAGACGUCAAACCAGGAUAUGUCACAGUCACAGAUUACUAUGAGAAGAGUUUGACAAAAUCUAUUGAGCUUGAGCUGGAAUGUGACCCCGAUCGUGAACCAAUUGAUGUUGAGUUUUUAAGCAUUGAUCCUGUGGAGGAGGAUGUGUUGAAAGAGCUGAUCCCACCACCUCCACCACCUCCCUUUGACCCAAUGACCUUUGAUCAAAUGACCCUAUCUCCAUCCGUUGACGAAGCUACAGAGGAGAGAGUUCUUGGAGAAGGUCCAGAGCCGCAGGAGACACCAAUCACUGAGGAAGGCACACCCUUCCCAGGAUUCGGUUUCCAACCUACCGGUAAGGAAGGAGAUCAGAAUGUCAGCAAACCGGUGGAAGCGGUAGAGGACAAGCUCUCGCCUGGACCGGACAAGCUUGGACCAGAGUCCAAGGACGGUGGGGACUUACAAGGAGCUGGCGAGGAAGAUACUACGAAGGAAGGGGGUGUUUCAGAGGAAGCAGAUGAACAUAAACCAGGCAAGGCUACAGAUGGAACCCCUGCAGAGCUCAAGACCGAUAUCACUUUCGAUGAACGAAAGGAGGAAGGUGGACAUUCGAGUAGUGAAGAAGUGCUCGGAACUGAAGAAGUUGCGACAAUGGCAACAGAUCAAGGAAUGGUGACGGAGAUCGUCUAUGUGGAAGGAACAGAAGGCACCCCAGAAGAUGUAACUGGAGACGGAACGGUAGCCUAUCGCUUUGAAGUGGGGACUCCCCUCGUUUAUUAUGGCGUCGAGGAAAUCGUAGAAGGCACAGAGGUAGUGUCGACCGUACUUGAUGGGACAGUGGAAACAGAGGUAACGGAAAUAAUGACCGGGGAAGCAGAGACAGGGGAAGCAGAGACAGGGACAGCAGUAACUGAAGAGGAUGUGACAGUAACAGCAAUGGUAGAAGGCACUGAAGCACCAUCCACACCACCACCUCCACCUGACUUUGAUGAGUGCACUGUUGCAAACAUCUGCCCAGCAGGCACAGAGUGUUUCAACUUCCCUGGUACCUAUGAAUGCAGAUGUCUUCCCGGCUACACAGAAGAUGAAGAAGGAAACUGCCACGAUUGCGCUUACUGUGGGGAUACGUUACCGGAGGACGGGAAGGACCGAUUCUGCAGCUCAGACUUUGUUUACAUUGUGAAGAGGAGAAAGAAUGACCUCCGUCUACUCAAAGAAAAGCGUUUUACAGAUGAAGUGCUUGAUGGUAGAGUCUACCGUUCAUUUGAAGUUCCUGAUAACACCUGUACGUGCGACAUGUUGGGAUACAAAGCAGUGGAACGCUUCAUCAUCAUGGCGAAUGCAACAAGCGAGGGCGAUAAGCCUCUCAUCCUGGACCAUACUGCCACCAUCCUUCCGUUCAUGGGUCUAACCAUAAAUGAGCUGGACGGCUGGAGAGACGAGUGCCCCUAGAGGGCCUCCUCUAUCACAUCCUUCCUUUAAUACCCUCAUAGUGACAGUACAGGGGGCUUUUCACAAAACUUGUCAUCAGUGACAAAUGACAGUCUUUGUUAUAAGCCACUGGAAUCCUCGCUUCUGAUUGGUUAUCAGCAGAUUUGUCACCAAUUUUUGUCAUUUGUUAUUGAAAAAAGGCUUUGUGAAACAGGCCCCAGAUGAGUGACUUAAAAUCAAAUCUUCUUGAGACAAGUUUUCAACGUUACCUGUUUAUUGAUUGUUCAUAUUUAUACAACCAAUAUUUCUGAAGAAAUAUGCUGAAGAAAGGUGUAUAAUUCAUAUUCAGAACUCCUUUUAUUACUAUCUCUUCAAUACUUUCUUUGUCACAUUUUCAAUAAUCAUUUCAAGCCCAAACAAAAGUAAUUAUCAAGAAAAAUUGUUUGUCUUGUUGUUAUGGGUCUGAAUGGUUAUUCUGUACAUUUCUUCAGCAGUAUUACAUUUCUUGAAUGAACACAUGAUUACUAGAGCUUCUAUGUGUAAAUUAAUCAUUAAUUUGUGAGGAAUGCAUAUCAGAAUCAUUCUGUGCACUUCCAACAUACAAGCAUAUUUUGUACAGAUAUUUGUAAUAUACUUUAUAAACAAUAAGAUAUGCAGUAUGGUAGUAUUGUCCUAGAUAUCAUUAACAUUAAUAUUAGCUUAUAUUAUUCAUGUAGCCUAUUCCUUAUCAUGAUUAGGCAUUACUAGCCUUUGUAUAGAAAUAAAUGUUUAAUUUGUUACACAGGAAAUUGUCCAGCCAGCUGUGUAUAAUGGAUAUAGCAUGUAGUUGCGUUCAAAAAUCCUAUACUUGAAACUGCCAAGUAAUUGUAUGUUUAAUGUUUAUAAUAUCCUCAUCAUUUAUUUGAUGUACCUUUUUACUGUAUGUAUGAAUGUUCUGUUCAACUCCUUGUGUACCACAAAAUGUGUGGUUUAAAUUUUGAAGAUAAAUGUUUAAAGUUGUCCAGCCAGCUGUGUAUCUUGGAUAAAGCAUGUAUUUGCGUUGAAAAAAAAUCCUAUACUUGAAACUGCCAAGUAAUUGUAUGUUUAUAAUAUCCUCAUCAUUUGUAUGAUGUAUGUAUGAAAGCUCUGUUCUACUCCUUAUGUACCACAAAAAUGUGGGGUUUAAAAAAAAAUGUUUAAUGUUGUCCAGCCAGCCGUGUAUAUUGGAUAAAGCAUGUAGUUGCGUUGAAAAAAAUCCUAUACUUGAAACUGCCAAGUAAUUGUAUGUUUAUAAUAUCCUCAUCAUUUGUAUGAUGUAUGUAUGAAAGCUCUGUUCUACUCCUUAUGUACCACAAAAAUGUGGGGUUUAAAAAUAAAUGUUUAAUGUUGUCCAGCCAGCUGUGUAUGUUGGAUAAAGCAUGUAGUUGCGUUGAAAAAAAUCCUAUACUUGAAACUGCCUAUACUUGAAACUGCCAAGUAGUUGUAUGUUUAUAAUAGCCUCAUUUUUACUGUAUGUUUGAAAGUCCUGUACUACUCCUUGUGUAUCCCAAAAUGUGUGCUUUAAAGAUAUAUUUCAGAAUUGACAUUGAUUUCUCUUGAGGAUAGGUAAGUCCAUACACUACAAGCGGGUUUAAAAAAAAGUUGUUCAUUAUUAUUGCUUUAGAUUUUACUUGUAUUAGCUCUGCGUACAUUACUAUUUGAAACAGAUCAUUUCAUCCUACUAGAUUCUACAACUGCUGUUCUAUUUCUGAUGUUCCUAAGCUCAUGAACUGUGCAAGUACAUAUACCUUGAUAUGAUAUUCGUUCUUUAACAGCUGUUUAGUAUAAAUUGUAGUAGUCAGGAUUUGUUUGUUUAUGUUUUUCCACUGGAGACUUGUAGAUGUUAUAUCAUAAUGAGGUGUACUAAUCUUUGUUUUUGUUUUGAUGGUGAUGGGAUGUGAAAAAAUUAAAAGAAAACUGUCAAUUAUCACAUUAA
Molecule: messenger RNA, 8364 nt
Organism: Strongylocentrotus purpuratus (purple sea urchin)
Lineage: Eukaryota; Metazoa; Echinodermata; Echinoidea; Camarodonta; Strongylocentrotidae
Product: alpha-2-macroglobulin
Exons: 36
Coding region: 273-6431 (2052 amino acids)
Cellular component (GO): extracellular region
Molecular function (GO): endopeptidase inhibitor activity; calcium ion binding
Source: RefSeq, a predicted model, not a curated record